Messenger RNA from Chaetomium strumarium, 1824 nucleotides. RefSeq lists its product as uncharacterized. The transcript is spliced from 2 exons. The record is from RefSeq and is a predicted model, not a curated record. The coding region runs from base 1 to 1824 and encodes 607 amino acids. Gene Ontology annotation, biological process: error-prone translesion synthesis. Gene Ontology annotation, molecular function: damaged DNA binding; DNA-directed DNA polymerase activity. NCBI's taxonomy places the organism in Eukaryota, Fungi, Ascomycota, Sordariomycetes, Sordariales, Chaetomiaceae. Gene Ontology annotation, cellular component: nucleus.
AUGACCCCAGAGGCGCAAGCGGUGCUGGACGAGAAGUCGUCCACUCAGAAAGAUGGAGCCAGCGGCAACUUGGCUGAUCAUGCCUCACUGAAAUACUCUCUGUUGGGUCCAUCCCUGACAAAGGCAGGCCAGGACUCGGUAUCCGAAAUCAUCUACAACGCUUCAAAGGGCUCCAAAUUUUUCAACCAUGAGGAGGCGCGGGACAAGUCUCUAACUGCGAAAAUCGACAGCAUCCUCGCCAAGAAGCGCCGCCUGGAGACGCAGGAUCUCUCACGGGAGCUCCGGGCAGCGGAUACCUUGCUCGCGCAGCUUGAGCUCUCCCGCGACCUGACACAGCACAUUGUGCACAUUGACUGCGAUGCCUUCUAUGCCGCAGUCGAGCAGCUGGACCGGCCUGAACUAAAGGACCUCCCGUUUGCGGUGGGCGGUGGCGUUCUCACCACCUGUAAUUAUAUCGCUCGCACCUUCGGAUGCCGCAGCGGUAUGGCCAGCUUCGUAGCCAGGCAGCUCUGCCCUGAGCUGAUUGUCCUUCCCCUCAACUUCGACAAGUACAAUGCGAAGGCAGCCGAAGUACGGGAGAUCCUAGCCGAUUACGACCCAAGAUUCGAAAGUGCCAGUAUCGACGAGGCUUACCUGAACAUCACCGAAUACUGUGCCAACCACGACAUGGAGCCUGCCGACGUGGUCUCGCAGAUGAGGAGGGAGAUACACGAAAAGACGCUUAUCACUGUGUCCGCAGGCAUCGCCGCGAAUGCACGCCUCGCCAAGAUCUGCUCCAACAUGAACAAGCCCAACGGGCAGUUCGUCUUGCCGCGCGAACGAACCGCCAUCAUGGCCUUCAUGCGAGACCUCCCUUGCCGCAAGGUUAACGGCGUGGGGCGGGUGCUGGAGCGCGAACUGGCAUCUGUCGGCAUCAAGACGUGCGGCGAUAUAUACACUCAACGGCAUUAUCUGGAUCAGCUGUUCGGCCACAAGACGUAUGAGUUCCUCCUCCGCUGCUAUCUCGGCCUAGGGCGCACGAAUAUACAACCUGCUGAGGAGUACGAACGCAAGAGCGUCGGCACCGAGAGCACGUUCCGCGACAUGGGCGAUCCCAUUCAACUGCGCGAAAAGCUGAGGCGGACGGCGGAGGAGCUGGAGUCAGACAUGCGCAAGGCUGAGUGCAAGGGCCGCACACUCUGCUUGAAGGUGAAGUUGCAUACGUUCGAGGCUCUGACGCGCCAGGUCGUUCUUCCGAGGGCCAUACACCUUGCGGAUGACUUGUACAACUACGCGUUGCCCAUGCUGACAAAGCUGGAGCAAGAGAUGCCUGGAUUGAAACUGCGCUUGAUGGGCCUGAGGUGCACCCAUCUCGUGAGCACCAAAAAACCAGAUACGCUGGCCUUCUUUGGGUUGAGGCCGCAAAGAUCCACAUCCACUGAAUCGGCAGAGGCCGACAGUGCAUGGAACCACGAGUUUCGGGGAGAAACGAAGCUUGAUCAUGACACAGCUCCCGCCGAAGUCUCCGGGAACGCACCCCAUCACGGUCAUGGGAAAGAGAUUGUUCCCAAUCCAAAACGGGAGCGCUCAGCGACGGUGGAGGAUAAACCGUGGGACUGUCCCGUGUGCGCCAGGCCACAGCCUGCGGACGAAAAACAGUUCAAUGAACAUAUCGACUUGUGUCUGUCCCGGCAAGCCAUCCGAGACACUGUUCAGCAAGACGCCAUGAAGCAGCAGCGACAAGUCGAGAAGGGCGCCCCGGAUACAAAGAAGGCCAGGGAAAAGAAGAGGGUACGGGAACCGGCACACGUAGAUCCCAGGCAGAAGAGGCUGUGUUUUGGGUGA